Salvia splendens (bonfire salvia) is the source of this 1832-nucleotide messenger RNA. RefSeq lists its product as uncharacterized. Gene Ontology annotation, molecular function: phosphatidylinositol binding; metal ion binding. The transcript has 5 exons. The record is from RefSeq and is a predicted model, not a curated record. NCBI's taxonomy places the organism in Eukaryota, Viridiplantae, Streptophyta, Magnoliopsida, Lamiales, Lamiaceae. The coding region runs from base 76 to 1674 and encodes 532 amino acids.
GCUUAAGGGGGGCUCCAAUUAAACGAAACACGCCAUUUCCUUCCCGAAUUGGUAUUUCUCCAUCCGCAAACCCUAAUGUCUGGAGAUGGAUUAAUCAUGACAGAGGACCAAAAGGCCUUACCUUCGGACUCCAAAAUGUUGUUUGAUCUCCACGAUUACGAGUCCAAAAUUUCCUCCCCCAGGGCUUCUGGAAAUUAUCAUACACAUAUAGGAGACUGUAACACGGUGUUAGAAAGAAAUGAUGUGUGUAAGUCCAUGAAUCUUCACCUCAAUAAAGAGGUUAAAAUGAUGCCGACUGAGGUGGAUGAUAGAUGGAAAAUGGACCUAGAUGAUGGAAGUCAAAAGCUUGAUAAAUAUUUCUAUUAUGACACUCCACAUUUUGAAGAAACGGGUGUUUGGAUGCCGGUAUCUAUUCCACCUUUGCCAGAAUGUAAACAAGCAGAAUGGAAGAGGGGUCUCUAUUCAAAUGGAGGUUACAUGCCUGAAGGUGAUUCGGGUUGGAAUGAGUUUAUUGGAGAAGAUAAGCCAAUGACCAUGUGGGAUGUGGUUCUCGACAUGUUGCUGGCAACCGGAGGCAAAGUCAAAUCUCUUACUUCUGGUGAUAUUCAAGGAUAUGGAAUAUCUUGGGUGACGAGCCAUGUUUUAGACAAAGCAUGGCAAGAGAUGGCACAAUCUCUCACAGAGGCUAACUUCGGCAAAAUGAAGGACAUCCUGGACGCAGUGCCACCGAAGUGGUUGCCUGAUAGUGCAGCUUCUACGUGCAUGCUGUGCAAUGUUCGUUUUCACCCUAUCAUGUACUCAAGACACCAUUGCAGAUUUUGUGGGGGGAUUUUCUGCAAUAGUUGCUCCAGAGGACGGAGCUUGAUGCCUUCAAAGUUCCUGACAAGUGACCCUCAACGAGUCUGUGAUGUUUGCUGUGUACGUCUUGAGUGUGUCCAACCAUGUUUGAUGAACCGAGUAAGUCGUGCAGCACAAUCACCUACCCAUGAUCUGACAGAUCUAAGCACAUUAAGAUCUUGGCUCAACUUUCCAUGGGGUCAGUCUAUGGAGCAUGAAAUAUACAAAGCAGCAAACACCCUGCAAGGUUAUACUAAGGUUGGAUUUGUGACACCUGAAAUGUCCAUACCUGGUGCAAUCCUGAAGCAAGCCAAGGGCCUUGCUAUCUUAACUGUUGCAAGAGUCGGCUUAAUGGUAACCUACAAUGUAGGCACAGGAUUAGUGGUUGCACGAAGAGAAGAUGGAUCUUGGUCUCCACCAUCAGCAGUCGCAUGCUUUGGCAUUGGCUGGGGCGCACAGGCUGGUGGGGAAGUGACUGAUUAUAUUAUUGUGUUGAGAACAAAUUCUGCUGUCAACACAUUUAGCGGGAAUGCCCAUUUGUCAGUUGGGGCAGGAUUAAGUGCUGCCGUUGGCAUUGUUGGAAGGGCUGUUGAAGCUGAUGUACGAGCUGGUGAUGGUGGUUUUGCUGCUUGCUAUACAUACAGCUGCAGUAAAGGUGCAUAUGUUGGUUGCUCUCUUGGAGGAAAUGUGGUUAGAACGCGAAAUCAAGAAAAUUGUAAGUUUUACGGUAACCCAUCAAUCUCAGCAUCAGAGAUUCUUUGUGGUUUGAUGCCACGGCCUCCGGCUGCUUACAUAUUAUAUCAGGCAUUAUCAGAACUUUACGACAAGCUCAAUUAAAGUGACAUACCCAACUAUAUUCAGUUCUCAUCCCAUCUAAGUGCAUAUGUAUAUAUCAUUGCUAUUUUUAUGUGAAUCUUUCAUAUUCAUUAAUCAACUUGUACCGGGAAAAUUGCUCAAUACAAGUAUUUACAUUAUUUAAACUUUCAAGAUUUGUG